UUCCCACAAAGAAGAGAAGCACAUCCGGUCUGUACUGGGCUGCAUAUUGCAUUAGAAAGUCAAAGUCGUUGGCAGGAAAAUGUUUUCUCUAAAUGUCCUACGCCGUCUACGGCCAUGGGUCUCUCCUAACACCUUACGUAGUUUUCAUGCCACGGCCGGACGGCAUGGUGCGCCGUGUACGGUGUUUAGUUUGGCGAUACUUGGCCACAAACCGGUACAUGCUUUCAGUGCGUGCUCGAUGCUGAGCAUAAACAGCAAGCUGCAGUCACAACAACCUUCAAUACGUCUGCUUUGUACAAGAACAACAGACUCUGAGGAUGGGAGCCUUAUUUACAAAGGUAGCCUAGGCACAGCUGUCCGAGGGGUAAAGAUGUUCUGUUACACCACAACUGGGGCCACCCUUACCUUAAUGCCCUUCGUCAUUCAGGAGACCGGACUGGGAAUGGGAUUCAAGAGCCUGGCAGCCCAGGUCAUAUUCUGUGGUGUUGUUGUUUUUUUUACCUUCCUCAACCCUGUUAUUCUUCAUUUCAUCACUAAGGGAUAUGUUUCCCGCCUGUAUCACAAUCGAGACAAAGACACCUACACAGCUAUCACUUAUAGCAUCUUCCUUACUGAAAAAAGAAACAUGUUUCACCAGAGAGAUGUGAAGGUCCCAUCGGUCCACAAGAUGUUCACCACCUUCUAUGCAGGCACAAUGGGUCUCUUAAUAAACCCUGACAACUUCAUCAUUCCUGAAGACUACAAUCAUUUGAUGGGCUAUGACAAGCCCUUCACCUUUGACCCCGAAGACAUGGACAUGCCUAAAACAAGUUAACAGACAUACCACAUAUGAAUUGAAUGUUUUAUGAGCGCAGUAAUGUCAAAACUGAUACAUUUUACACACAUCUUGUGAUAAUCGUUCAAAAUAUUUUAUGUUGAGUCUACUAUGGAAAUCAUAUAUAAAUAAUAAUUAUCUAUUACUUGUUAUGCGUGUGUUAAUGUAUCAUUGUCUUCAAACCUCAAUGUUAUUCACCAAUAUUACAUCCAGCACUGGAGAGAACAAUCGAAGAUGGCACAUUUACUACCCCUGCUGGAUACCUUGUGUAACAAAAGUAAAGCGCAUUUUGAAGCGCAGGCUGAUGUAAGUUUAAAGAAAAAAAAUUUGGCGAACACGGCUAAUGUCAGCUGUUAAAUAACAUGGAAAAAUUAAAAGCUUUCUUUGACAAGUUGA
Cynoglossus semilaevis (tongue sole) is the source of this 1210-nucleotide messenger RNA. It is a transcript of the gene tmem70, whose product is annotated as transmembrane protein 70. NCBI's taxonomy places the organism in Eukaryota, Metazoa, Chordata, Actinopteri, Pleuronectiformes, Cynoglossidae. Gene Ontology annotation, biological process: mitochondrial proton-transporting ATP synthase complex assembly. The transcript is spliced from 3 exons. Bases 80 to 814 code for a protein of 244 amino acids. Gene Ontology annotation, cellular component: mitochondrial membrane. The record is from RefSeq and is a predicted model, not a curated record.